Molecule: messenger RNA, 453 nt
Organism: Punctularia strigosozonata HHB-11173 SS5
Lineage: Eukaryota; Fungi; Basidiomycota; Agaricomycetes; Corticiales; Punctulariaceae
Exons: 8
Coding region: 1-453 (150 amino acids)
Source: RefSeq, a predicted model, not a curated record
AUGCCCACGGAAGUUAGAGGAAGCGACCGUGUCGUGCCAGUAACCCUUCAAAUCGUAGCGAGUGCAAUCAUAACCAUCCGCGAAACAUAUUUCGAUAUCAUCUGUGCUAUGCUACUAUCUCUAUCGGUCGAGGUCGAGAUUCCCGCGGAAUGCUCACAAGAGACAAGGCAGUUCAUUAUGAUGCCGAACAACAUGAUAUUUCUCGCAAUCGAAAUUUUGAUGGCCAAGUUAUACGUCAAUAGCUUUCUUGCAAUGAUGAAUGCACGAGGGGCUCUUCGCGAUACAUCACACAAGCAAUCUCCAUCUGUCUCUCGCUCCACUCAAAGGACGGUAGCUGUACAUGUGGAAGAGGAUCGCCGAGUCAUCCAUGACUUCGAGAUGUCUCCACAAUCACCCUUUGACAAGGACGUUAUGGAUAUCACCAAGUCGGACACCAUUGCCGUGGCGCUGUGA